Suillus subalutaceus is the source of this 258-nucleotide messenger RNA. RefSeq lists its product as uncharacterized. Lineage: Eukaryota; Fungi; Basidiomycota; Agaricomycetes; Boletales; Suillaceae. The transcript has a single exon. The annotation marks the transcript as partial. The record is from RefSeq and is a predicted model, not a curated record.
CAGGAUGCCUUGCGAGAUGCGUACAAGCGUGAAGCUGGCUAUAAAGGAGCACUGUAUGAAAUGCAGUCCACUGUUGUGCUGCAGGGCAUGUUCAGUGAUAGAAUGUCAAGUCAGCUUGCUGUGCAGAAAGAAAAGAGGAAGGGAAAAAAGCAGGAGCAGUUAGUUGGUGAUGGGCUUCGAAGGUUACUCACAGGAGAUGAGUUUUACAACUCUGUUGUUGAACACCAUGAAGCUGCAGAUGCAGAAGCAGUGGCAUGA